Molecule: messenger RNA, 1323 nt
Organism: Linum tenue
Lineage: Eukaryota; Viridiplantae; Streptophyta; Magnoliopsida; Malpighiales; Linaceae
Source: the annotation of a GenBank genome assembly
AUGAAUAACAAGAAGACGAACAACAACAACAACAAAGAAACUAACUUCCCGGGGGAACUAAUCGACGGAAUUCUGCCGAGACUUCACAUCUCCUGUCUCCCGCGAUUCCAGUGCGUCUGCAAAUCAUGGUACUCUCUCCUCUCGGACCCUAAAUUCAUUUACAAAACCCUCUUCUUCCUCGAGAACGACCGCCGACCCGACGACGGUAAGAUCUUCCUCAAGCUCGGGCUCAAGCGUGACGGAACAAGCCGUUCCGUUUACUGUUCACUCUCGUUCGAUUCGCUCACAGUCGAAACCCCUUAUCGAGAUUUACGACAAGACCUCGGCAUUAGUCUUCCCGAUCGUUAUCGCAAGCAGCCCAGUACGGUCAUUGUGGGCUCCUGUGGUGGCUUGAUUUGCCUUACCUACAAAGACCCCGACCCAAACCCCGAUGUCGCUCCAAGUAUCGACUAUGAACGUAUUAUUCUGCUCAAUCCGGCCACCUCGGAGGUAAAGUUGCUCCCCCCUCCCCUGCAUCUGCCCUGGUCUGAUAACUCAUUAUGUUGGAGAACCGCUGGCUUCGGGUUCGACCAGCAGACCAAUGACUACAAAGUUGUUAGGAUUCUUCGUGUGGAAGUGAGACCUACACCUACUGAUCACAAAAAACCUUGCUUUCGCAUCAUGGUUCAUGUGUGUGGUACGAGAGACAAUUCAUGGCGGAAACUCGACGAUUCUGUUGGUAUGGUGUUGUGGGUGCGUCCAUAUGUGGGACUAGAUGAUUCUCAAAUCCCACAGUAUUUUCCUAGAGUGAGGCUGAGUGGGAGAAAGAGCAAAUGUUUCUGGGUAGGAGGGGAGAGUGUAUAUACAAACGUCUACCAAAGUACCAUUACAAUUGUUUCGUUUGACAUGAGCAGUGAAGGGAUUCAGGCCAGCAAAACAUUGCCAAAUCCCUGCAAGUAUGAUCGUUAUGUCGAUGCUCCUGUUGUGUUCAUGCUGAAGGAUGAGACCAUUGCACUCUUUCAUUGUCAGAACCGCUUGCCUUGCGCAGGUGGGGAUGUCGAACGGAUUUUUGAGAUAUGGGUGUUGCAGCAAUAUGGCGAAACUGUAGGAGAGUGUUGGUGCAAGUUAUUUUCCUUCUCUCCUCCCCUGGGUAUGAUGAGAAGGCCGAAAGGCCUAUCGAAAGAUGGGAAAGUGAUUUUCAACAGUACUGGUGAUCAACUACUUGUCUUGGAUCCUAUUACUGGCAAAAUGUAUACUCUACCAGUUGAAGAACGAUGCUUCUCUGUUACAAUGGAAACCUAUAUUCCAUCGACAACGCCAUUAAUCGAAGGUGAAACGAAAUAA